Molecule: messenger RNA, 1590 nt
Organism: Periconia digitata
Lineage: Eukaryota; Fungi; Ascomycota; Dothideomycetes; Pleosporales; Periconiaceae
Source: the annotation of a GenBank genome assembly
AUGUCUACCACUAUCAACGGAUACAAACAUGAGUCACAGCGGAUAGCGCACACGGAAGAAAAGCACCUCCCGGGUGGAUGGCAGGUUCUCAAGUUUGGUGGCACGUCUGUCGGCAAGUUUGCUGGAAACAUAGCGGAUAUUGUCAAGAGCGGCCUCGUUCAUCACCGCACCGCUAUCGUGUGUUCUGCUCGUAGCAACAACACCAAACUUGAAGGCACUACGAACCGCCUCCUCCGCGCCGCUCGCGCUGCCGAGAGAUCGGGAGAUCGAGGAUAUGAUGAGAUUGUCGAAGCCAUUCGUCUGGACCACAUACAGGCCGCGAAGGAUAUCUUGAAGAAGGAUGAUAUACUUGCUGCCUUCACCGCAGACGUCAACGCCGAGUGCGAGAGUCUGGUCAAGAUUCUCGAGUCCGCGCAGCACCUUGAGGAAGUGACGAGCCGCGCUGAGAAUAAGAUUAUCAGCAUUGGUGAAAAGUUGAGCUGUCGUUAUAUGGCCGCGUUGCUGAAUGAUCGCGGGACCCCGGCGCAAUUUGUGGACGCAUCAGACGUUGUCAUCAAGCCUGAGACGCGUUCCGAUGGCGCUCUGAACGAAUCGUUCUAUACGGAUCUCGCCAGAUCAUUGGCCAAAGAAGUUGAAGCUUGUGGAGAAAAAGUCCCUGUAAUCACCGGAUACUUUGGAAAUGUGCCCGGAGGAAUUCUCAGUACUGUCGGCCGCGGUUACACCGACCUCUGUGCAGCGCUUGUCGCGGUUGGUAUCCAUGCAGAAGAACUUCAGAUCUGGAAGGAAGUCGAUGGUAUUUUCACUGCAGAUCCUCGCAAGGUCCCUACGGCACGCCUCCUACCCACCGUAACGCCCUCCGAAGCCGCCGAACUUACCUUUUAUGGCUCCGAAGUCAUCCACCCCUUUACCAUGGAGCAAGUGAUCCGCGCUCGCAUCCCAAUCCGCAUCAAGAAUGUAAUGAACCCGCGAAAUAACGGCACCGUCAUCUUCCCCGACAAGCUCGACGAGCUCAAAUCCACGACGCCUCUCAAGGAUUCCAAGCUCUUCCGCACGCGCUCUUCCAGCCAGCUCAUGCGACACCAGCGUCCCAAGCGCCCUACCGCUGUCACCAUCAAGCACAACGUCAUCGUGCUCAACGUUCACAGCAACAAGCGUACACGCGCACACGGCUUUCUCAUGAGCAUCUUCAGCAUCCUCGACCGCUGGCACCUUUCCGUCGACCUCAUUUCGUCUUCGGAAGUUCACGUCUCUAUGGCCCUGCACUCUGAAUCUGCUCUGCUCAGCGGCGGCGGCGAGGAUGAGUACAAGAUCCACGACCACGAUCUCAAGGGCGCCGUCAAUGAUUUGGGUGCCCUUGGAGCCAUCGACAUCGUGCCCGAUAUGGCCAUCGUGAGUCUGGUUGGUAGGCAGCUGAAGAACAUGAUUGGUAUCUCCGGCCGAUUCUUCAGCGUGCUGGGCGAGAACAACAUCAACAUCGAGAUGAUCUCUCAAGGUGCCAGUGAGAUCAACAUUUCGUGCGUUAUCGAGGAGCGCGAGGCCAAUCGCGCACUCAACGUCGUCCACACGAAUCUCUUUACAUUUUUGGAAUGA